AUGGAACACAAUGGAUCUGCUUCAAAUGCUGGUAAAAUCCACCAGAAUCGGUUGUCAAGUGUGACUGAAGAUGAAGACCAAGACGCAGCUCUCACUAUCGUGACUGUGCUGGACAGGGUGGCCACCGUCGUGGACAGCGUGCAGGCAAGCCAGAAGAGAAUGGAGGAGAGGCACCGAGAAAUGGGAAACGCGAUCAAGUCUGUCCAGAUAGACCUGCUGAAGCUCUCACAGUCACACAGCAACACGGGCUACGUGGUCAACAAGCUGUUUGAGAAGACCCGGAAGGUCAGCGCUCACAUUAAAGACGUGAAGGCUCGGGUAGAGAAGCAACAGGUUCACGUCACCAAAGUCGAGACCAAGCAAGAAGAAAUCAUGAAGAAGAACAAGUACCGCGUGGUGAUCUUCCAGGAGGAUAUUCCCUGCCCCGCAUCCCUGUCUAUUGUUAAAGACAGAAGCCUGCCCGAGAACCAGGAGGAGGCCGAGGAAGUCUUCAAUCCCCCCAUAGAUCUCUCGUCGGAUGAAGAAUAUUAUGUUGAAGAGAGCAGAUCUGCCCGGCUUAGAAAGUCAGGCAAGGAACACAUUGAUCAUAUUAAGAAGGCGUUCUCCAAAGAAAACAUGCAGAAGACACGGCAGAAUUUUGACAAGAAAGUGAGUGGAAUUAGAACCAGGAUAGUCACUCCCGAGAGGAGAGAGAGGCUUCGGCAGUCGGGAGAGAGGCUUCGGCAGUCGGGAGAGAGGUUGAGGCAGUCAGGGGAAAGAUUUAAGAAAUCAAUUUCAAAUGCCACCCCCUCAAAGGAGGCUUUUAAGAUUCGAAGCCUUAGGAAGACGAAGGACCCCAAGGCUGAAGGCCAGGAGGUAGACAGAGGGAUGGGCGUGGACAUCAUCUCAGGCAGCCUGGCUCUGGAGUCCAUCCACGAGUUCCACUCUGAUGAGUUCAGUGAAACAGAGAAGGAGGUGACCAAAGUAGGGUACAUUCCCCAAGAAGGAGGGGACCCCCCAACGCCUGAGCCUUUGAAGGUGACCUUUAAACCCCAGGUGAGAGUGGAGGAUGAUGAGUCGCUCCUGUUGGAGUUAAAGCAAUCCUCAUAG
This is a messenger RNA of Apodemus sylvaticus (European woodmouse), 1089 nucleotides long. RefSeq names its product caveolae associated protein 4 (gene Cavin4). Lineage: Eukaryota; Metazoa; Chordata; Mammalia; Rodentia; Muridae. Gene Ontology annotation, cellular component: cytoplasm; caveola. The coding region runs from base 1 to 1089 and encodes 362 amino acids. The record is from RefSeq and is a predicted model, not a curated record. The transcript has 2 exons. Gene Ontology annotation, biological process: regulation of gene expression.